GCGGGACUUACUCUGAUUGGUCAAGCUACCGAAUUUCCGCGCGGGGAUUGGCUUGCAGAAAGACAGAGGCGGGGCCAGGAGAGGAAGCUUUGUGGUCGGCCCUCAGAAGCGUAGCAGGCACCACUUGCGGGAGCUGUGGCUCUGUUUGUAAGUAAUGUCGGGCGCAGGCGGCCAUUGACGCUGGGCGGGCGUAUCGCUUGGCGUCCGAGCCUUCUCGCUCCUAGUGUGGGGAAAUUAUUUUCCCACUGCGCGAGGCCAGGGCGCCGCAAAGUCGUCCCUCGUUCCUUAACUGGCUCUUACAUCCGGGUUUUUUCUCCUGGGCCGCCCUUUGAGUGCGUGGGCCAAUGGGAAUCGCCACUUAGUACGCUCCGCCUACUGGGUCGCGUAGAGCAUCCUGGGACUGGUAGUAAACCUCUCGAGAUUUCCCUCACACGCGAGAAGGAGAAGCCGAGUGCUGCGUUGGCUUUGUUUCCCCGGCUUUGCCUCUCUCUUCUCUCCUACCUGCGUGACCUGACUUCCUCCUGGAAGGAAGAUCCAUAAUCAGCCCGUUAAGCCCGCGCUGGGACAAAGGAUUUGGAGAAAGCCAGGGCUGAAGUUACCUUUUUCCUUCUUUUAGCCCUACCUCACUCCAUGGCAGUUCCCGAGACCCGUCCCAACCACACUAUUUAUAUCAACAACCUCAACGAGAAGAUCAAGAAGGAUGAGCUGAAGAAGUCCCUGUAUGCCAUCUUCUCCCAGUUUGGCCAGAUCCUGGAUAUCCUGGUCUCGCGGAGCCUGAAGAUGAGGGGCCAGGCCUUCGUCAUCUUCAAGGAGGUCAGCAGUGCCACCAACGCCUUGCGCUCCAUGCAGGGCUUCCCCUUCUACGACAAGCCCAUGCGCAUCCAGUACGCCAAGACUGACUCGGACAUCAUUGCCAAGAUGAAGGGCACCUUCGUGGAGCGGGACCGCAAGCGCGAGAAGAGGAAGCCCAAGAGCCAGGAGACCCCAGCUGCCAAGAAGGCCGUGCAGGGCGGGGCAGCUGCCCCCGUGGUGGGCGCUGUCCAGGGGCCUGUCCCGGGCAUGCCGCCCAUGACGCAGGCCCCCCGCAUCAUGCACCACAUGCCAGGCCAGCCUCCCUACAUGCCGCCGCCAGGCAUGAUCCCGCCGCCAGGCCUCGCCCCCGGCCAGAUCCCACCGGGCGCCAUGCCCCCGCAGCAGCUUAUGCCGGGGCAGAUGCCACCUGCCCAGCCUCUUUCAGAAAAUCCACCAAAUCACAUCUUGUUCCUCACCAACUUGCCGGAGGAGACCAACGAGCUCAUGCUGUCCAUGCUCUUCAACCAGUUCCCUGGCUUCAAGGAGGUCCGGCUGGUCCCUGGGCGGCACGACAUUGCCUUCGUGGAGUUUGACAAUGAGGUGCAGGCAGGGGCUGCUCGCGACGCCCUGCAGGGCUUCAAGAUCACCCAGAACAAUGCCAUGAAGAUCUCCUUUGCCAAGAAGUAGCACCCUUUCCCCAUGUCUGCCCCUGCCCCCUGUUCUGGGGCCACCUUCCCCCCUCCCCGGCUCAGCCCCCUGAAGGUAAGUCCCCCUCGGGGGCCUUCUUGGAGCCGUGUGUGAGUGAAUGGUCGCCACACAGCAUUGUACCCAGAGUCUGUCCCCAGACAUUGCACCUGGCGCUGUUAGGCUGGAAUUAAAGUGGUUUUUUGAGGUUUGGUUUUUCACAA
Messenger RNA from Ceratotherium simum simum (southern white rhinoceros), 1700 nucleotides. NCBI's taxonomy places the organism in Eukaryota, Metazoa, Chordata, Mammalia, Perissodactyla, Rhinocerotidae. The record is from RefSeq and is a predicted model, not a curated record.